GAACUUCUUCAGGAUGGAGAGCUACGUUUCUUGCCUUUGCUGGAUUCUUGGGAUCAUCUGAGAUAGUCUGACCCUCAUCCACAUUAUCUUUUUGACAAGGCAUAUCCUUUCUUCAGGAGAGGUUUUCUCCAUAUAGUACACGUUGAACCUUGAACAGUUGAGCGACACAUCAGCAAUAUGGAGGAGGAGGACCUAAGUGAAAGAGGAUUGCCACAAAUUGCUUCAAUCAUGAAUAGAGUUAGAGACUUGAAAAACAAAUACAGAAAUGAAGACAAUAUCACAGAUGAACUUAACUGUACUAAAAUCUCAGCUGAUACAACAGAUAACUCUGGAACUGUUAAUCAAAUAAUGAUGACAACAAAUAAUCCGGAAGAUUGGCUGUGUUUUUUGCUUAGGCUAGAGAAAAAGGGUAUUCCUCAGAUGGAUGUUAGCCUACUGAAUAGACUCAUUGGUCGCUACAGUCAAGCAGUGACUGCAUUACCUGCAGAAAAGCAUAGUCAAGAUGAGAGCUAUGCUCGCAUCCUUGUGAGAUUUGCUGAAUUGAAAGCUCUUCAAGAUCCGGAGGAGGCACGGGACCAAUUUCAUCUGGCCAGACUGAACUGCAAGAAAUUUGCUUUUGUGCACGUGGCUUUUGCGCAGUUUGAACUGUCACAAGGAAACAUGAAGAAGUGUAAGCAGCUCCUUCAGAAAGCUGUGGAGUGCUCUGCUGUUCCACUAGAAAUGUUGGAAACUGCUCUACGAAACUUUCAUGCACAAAAAAGGCAGUUGCUUUCAGAUGAAGAGAAGGAGAACUUAGCAGUAUCAAGUACACAAGAGUCUGGACUUCAGAGCAUAGUUGGAAAUCACAGAAGCAUAAAAAAGAAUGAUUCUAGUGAAAAUUCUUCUACUGUUACCAGACUUUCGCUUGGGGAGGAAAAGUCACAGGAACUUGAUGCUCUAGUUAAUUACCACAAUCCAUUAAGACCACUAAACAAAUCUAACCAGGCCUGCUCCUUUGGGAGGGUUCCUGUUAAACUAGUAACUGAUGCUGGUGAUGAUGUGAAGAUGACAGAUGUCCCACUUACAGCUAGUGUUAUGAAGAGGCAAAUAUCCGGCUCCAAAUGUAUAGGCUUCAUUGCACCUUUUCUACCAUCAGAACCAAAAUCUACUGGGGGUGAUUCAUAUGACCUGGCAGACUUGCAGUCCUUGCAAGAAAAAAAUUCUUUACAGUUGCAGAUGUUGGAUGAGAACAGCUUAGAAACAGCUACCAAUUCAACUGUAACUCUCAAACCCAAAAUGGAUACAAGUCUUGCAAUGAAAAGAGAAGAAAAAGUCCAGCAUCAGAAGCUGAAGAUACCAGAGCCAAGGAGUCUGGAAAGUCAGCAGCAACAAUCUAGUUCUGGUGAAAGCUAUAGAAAGCAGUUGGAUCAGAUUAAACUGAACUGUGUCAACUCCAGAAAAAAAUGGCCAAUUCAAGAAGCGACACAGAAAAGCUGCUAUAGAGAGGGAAAACAAUCGAGCCUUGAACAAUCUGGUCAUCCUGUUUCAAGAGGUCUAUCACCACCAGAUGCUGUUUCUAAGAAAAGUGAUCCAUUGCAUGUUUGUGGAACACCAAGCACCACAUAUAAUGACUAUAUGGACUGUUUCAGAACGCCAGUUGUAAAGAACAACUUUCUACCAGGAAGUCAAAUUUCUACUCCCUACAGCCAGCUCCCAUAUUUCGUACCACAUACUCCAGCAACUCCAUUUCAAAAUCAAGUUGGCUUGCAGGUUCCAGCUUCUAUACCUUCACAUGAAUGUCUUGCCAUCAAAGGAAGAGUUUAUACAAUAUUAAAGCAAAUAGGUAGUGGAGGCUCAAGUAAGGUGUUUCAAGUACUGAAUGAGAAGAAGCAGCUGUUUGCUGUCAAAUAUGUGAAUCUAGAGGAAGCUGAUCAACAGACUGUUGAGAGCUAUAAGAAUGAAAUUGCUCAUUUGAGUAAACUGCAGCAACAUAGUGAUAAGAUCAUCCGCCUUUAUGGCUAUGAAAUUACUGAUCAGCAUAUCUACAUGGUAAUGGAGUGUGGAAAUAUUGAUCUCAAUAGCUGGCUCAAAAAGAAAAAAAACAUUGAUCCACUGGAACGAAAGAGCUAUUGGAAAAAUAUGCUGGAAGCUGUUCACACAAUCCAUGAAUAUGGCAUUAUUCACAGUGAUCUGAAACCAGCAAACUUUCUGAUAGUUGAUGGAAUGUUAAAACUAAUUGACUUUGGCAUUGCAAACCAAAUGCAACCAGAUGUGACAAGCAUCAUUAAAGAUUCUCAGGUUGGCACGAUGAAUUAUAUGCCACCCGAAGCAAUAAAAGAUAUGUCUUCCUAUGGAGAAAACGGGAAAUCUCGAUCUAAGAUAAGUCCCAAAAGUGAUGUGUGGUCAUUGGGAUGCAUUUUGUACUGCAUGACAUAUGGAAGGACUCCAUUUCAACAUAUAACAAAUCCAAUUAAUAAACUGCAUGCUAUCGUUGAUCCUAGCUAUGAAAUAGAAUUUCCAGAUAUUGCUGAGAAGGAUCUUCAAGACGUGCUAAAGCGCUGUUUAAUAAGAAAUCCUAAACAAAGAAUAUCUGUUUCGGAGCUGCUGAUACAUCCCUAUGUUCAAAUUCAAAGUCAUUGUCAAACAGGUGUUCCAAAUGCAAAAGGAACAACAGAGGAAAUGAAACGUAUCCUUGGUCAGCUUGUUGGCUUGAAUUCUCCUAACUCUAUUUCUAGAGCUGCUAGGACUUUAUACGAACAGUGCAACAGUGGUAAAAGUCUUGAUGUAUCAGCAUUUGCAAAACCUGCGAGUCAAAAAUCAUGGACAACAAAAUGA
Molecule: messenger RNA, 2814 nt
Organism: Nipponia nippon (crested ibis)
Lineage: Eukaryota; Metazoa; Chordata; Aves; Pelecaniformes; Threskiornithidae
Source: RefSeq, a predicted model, not a curated record